Messenger RNA from Sciurus carolinensis (gray squirrel), 1541 nucleotides. RefSeq names its product hemopexin (gene Hpx). The coding region runs from base 77 to 1480 and encodes 467 amino acids. Gene Ontology annotation, biological process: intracellular iron ion homeostasis; heme transport. NCBI's taxonomy places the organism in Eukaryota, Metazoa, Chordata, Mammalia, Rodentia, Sciuridae. The record is from RefSeq and is a predicted model, not a curated record. The transcript has 10 exons. Gene Ontology annotation, molecular function: heme transmembrane transporter activity.
GGUGGUGCUGCUGCCAACUCUAUAUAAGGAGUUUAACCCAGUGCCCAGUGCUGUCCUGUGGCCUUUCCAGCUCAACAUGGCUAGGGUACUAGAAGCACUAGUUGCACUGGGGAUUUUGGGCCUGUGCUGGUCUCUGGUCAUUGCCAACCCACUUCCUUCGACUAGUGCCCAUGGGACUGUUGCUGAAGGCGAGACCGGAACCAAGCCAGACCCAGAACACUGCUUGGAUGGCUGGAGCUUUGAUGCCACUACCUUGGAUGACAAUGGGACCAUGCUUUUUUUUAAAGGGGAGAUUGUGUGGAAGAGUCACAAAUUCAUCCCGGAGUUAAUCUCAGAGAGAUGGAAAAAUUCCACCAGCUCUGUGGAUGCUGCAUUCCGCCGUAGUGACGACAGUAUCUUCCUGAUUAAGGGGAACAAAGUCUGGGUGUAUCCUCCUGAAAAGAAGGAGAGAGGAUAUCCAAAGUUACUCCAAGAUGAAUUUCCUGGAAUCCCAUCCCCACUGGAUGCAGCUGUGGAAUGUCACCGUGGAGAGUGCCAAGAUGAAGGGAUCCUUUUCUUCAAAGGUAACCGCAAGUGGUUCUGGGACUUGGCUACGGGAAACAAAAAGGAGCGUUUCUGGCCAGCUGUGGGGAACUGCACAGCUGCCCUGCGGUGGCUUGGACGCUACUACUGCUUCCAGGGUAACCAGUUUUUGCGCUUCAACCCUGUCACGGGAGAGGUGCCUCCGAGAUACCCUCUGGAUGCCCGAGACUACUUCAUGUCCUGCCCUGGCAGAGGUCAUGGUCUUAGACACAGAAAUGGAACUGCUCACAGGAAUGGCACCCACCAUGGCCUUGAGUACACACGCUGUAGCCCAGAUCUAGUCUUAUCUGCCUUGAUAUCUGACAACCAUGGUGCCACCUAUGCCUUUAGUGGGUCCCACUACUGGCGUCUGGACACCAGCCGGGAUGGGUGGCACAGCUGGCCCAUUGCUCAUCAGUGGCCCCAGGGUCCUUCAACAGUGGAUGCUGCCUUUUCCUGGGAGGAUAAACUCUAUCUGAUCCAGGGUACCCAUGUGUAUGUCUUCCUGACAAAGGGUGGCUAUCCCCUAGUGAGUGGUUAUCCAAAGCGGUUAGAGAAGGAGCUUGGGAGCCCUCAUGGAAUGAGCCUUGAGUCUGUGGAUGCAGCCUUUACCUGUCCUGGGUCUUCUCGGCUCUACAUCUCUGCAGGACGGCAGCUAUGGUGGCUGGACCUGAAGUCAGGAGCUCAAGCCACGUGGACAGAGCUUCCUUGGCCACAUGAUAAGGUUGAUGGAGCCCUAUGUAUAGAAAAGUCCCUUGGCCCCAACUCGUGUUCUGCCAAUGGUCCUGGCUUGUACCUCAUCCAUGGCCCCAAUUUGUACUGCUACAGUGAUGUGGAGAAACUUAGUGCAACCAAGGUCCUUCCUCAGCCCCAGAGAAUGAGCAGCCUCCUGGGCUGCAGUCACUUAGGAGCCUUCUGACAAAAGUCUGGCUCAAUCCCAUCUCCCACUUUCCUCCCAAUAAAGCCAGAUUGCCUCUUCA